Messenger RNA from Scatophagus argus, 1115 nucleotides. RefSeq lists its product as uncharacterized. The coding region runs from base 257 to 844 and encodes 195 amino acids. The record is from RefSeq and is a predicted model, not a curated record. The transcript has 3 exons. NCBI's taxonomy places the organism in Eukaryota, Metazoa, Chordata, Actinopteri, Scatophagidae.
UUCCUGUAGAGCGAGCUAAUACCCAUUUUAUUAGCCAGCUGCUGCUUAAGUCCACGAAUCACCAUAAAGUAGAACCGGAAUAUUAACACUAUAAGUCAGUACUUCUUGGUCGAGUUAACAUACUUAAGUGAUGAAUUUGAUGUAUUUUCGGUUGAUAUUUGGAAACCACUCAUCGAUUUUCGCUCGAUUCACCACUUCUGCUAAAACUGAGUUGCUAGGAGUAUAAGCUAGCUACUUUGAUGUGAGUGCGAGAGCAAUGGCAUGCAAGCGGAGCCGGUGGUUGCUAGUACAGCAGGUCGAGAGGCUAAUACUACAGUAUGUUUAUUUGAUGCUCCUGUUUUACCCUGCUGCAUACCAGUCCGGUGAGGCGUGUGCUGCCGUGGCGGAGGAAGCGGGAACCAGCAGCGCCACGCUUAUACUGUGCAGGUCGUGCGGACACGAGCUGGCACACGGGACGGACAUACACUUCGUUCCCAGUCGGCUGGCGCUCUCCAGCCGCAACGAUACGUUGGUCGGGGGCCGAAGGGUUAAUGUCCAACUUUUCGAAAACCCCCAUGGACACCAGUUUGAGGUGAUAACGUUUAGAAAAGCUGACGUUACCCAGCACUGGCCGGCAGAUAAACACUUCUCUUGGUUCCCGGGGUUCUCGUGGACGGUGGCCACUUGUCCUCGGUGUAAAACUCAUUUAGGUUGGGCCUUCCAGCCCAGUGACUGGCCAGAUAUAAUCACAAAAACCACCUUUGAGGAGUCGAAGCACACCUUCUUGGCUUUGAUCGCUCAUCGUCUUUUAACAGAAGACUUCGCUUCAAGCCUGCUAAUGACUCCAAAAUCCUUUGUGAGCUGAUGGACUGUGACUGUACAAUAAUCCCAGUAUGAGAGCGGUAUGGCAAUAAAAAUCUCAUGCUGAAUUGCUCACCCUGUGGAUGGUUGACAAACGUGGUGACCCAGAAGUUGGGAAUUUUGGCGAUCAGUUCUGACCUCUUCUGAAAGAAUGGCUGGCGGAGUUUGUUAUAUUUCUGUUCUACUUUGAGGAUCUCCUCACUGGCUUGCUCGUUCAACCUGAAAUGGACCAGGAAAAAAAAAAUUCAAACGAUAAUAAAAAUACAUGAACUGUU